CUUCCAUUUUCCUUCUUCUCUUCUAUAUACCCGGAGACGGUAACCAAGCCCAUUCCUUUUCAUCAAAAAAGAUGCGAUCUGACGACGACGACGACGACUUCCAGAUCCCUCUGACCCAAACAACAACGCGAAGGCCUCUCGAGCCCUCCAAUUCCUCCAAUCGCGUGUCCAAGAAACCAAAACGCUCCGGCAAAGAGAACAACGCACCGGGACCCACCUCCUCCGCUCCUGUUCUGAAAUCGCAAUCCGAUACACCGUCGUAUCGGACGGUCCCUGAUGCGCGUCCAAAAAUUAGGGAGCAUAAUAGUAAUGGUGAUUCUAGCGGUUGGGAUUGUGAUGGGAAAGGGGGAUUGCUGACAAAAAGUGGGGGCUGUUUAAGCAAUUCGAUAGAGUCUAGGUUAAUGAGGGGCGGAGUUGAUUUGGGUUUAAGUGAGGAUUUUGAGGUGGGUGCGGAGCUCGAUGUGUUGCUCAAGCUGUGUUCUCAGGUAGAAGGGGAGGAGGAUGCUGAUGCUGUUAAUGGCGUAGCCAUUCGUCCGCAGCAUGUAGAUGGGUUACACGAUGAUCAAGUUUUUGCUCAAAUUCAAUGUCCUCUGUGUGGGAUUGAUAUCUCCCACAUGAGUGGUGAGCAACGUCAACUACACACUAACGAGUGUCUCGACAAAGAGGAAACUCAAGCUGGAGAAGUUGUUCUUCCCGAUGAUGACAGCAAACCCCAAAUUCCUCCGCAGGUUGUUGAUGUCUCUCCUGUUCUCGAGUGGCUGCGCAGUCUCGGUUUAGAAAGAUAUGAGGAUAUUUUUGUUCGAGAAGAGAUUGAUUUUGACGCCCUACAGUGGCUCACAGAGGAGGAUCUGUUGAGCAUUGGUGUCACGGCACUUGGUCCCAGGAAGAAAAUUGUGCAUGCUCUUAGUGAACUUAGAAAAGGAAGUGCCCAUGCGGUUGAAACACACAGUGAUAUGCAUGCCUGUUCUGAACCUCAAAGGCGCAGCGCCAAUGGAGUUGAAAUGCACAGUAAUGCCUCUGAGGGAACAGUUGACGAAACUAAGCAGUUAGCUGCAAACAAGUUGAUUACUGAUUAUUUUCCAGGCGCUGCCACUGAUAGGAAGAAAGUAAACUCCUCUGUGGGACUGAGUGGCAUGGGAAAAAGAUGCUCAAAAUCUGCUGGUAAACGUGCUAUGGUGAAAAAUGAUAUUAAAAAUGGAAAACGCAUGGAUGUUCCCUUGUGGUGCUGCAUACCAGGAACACCAUUUCGAGUGGAUGCUUUUCGAUAUCUUAGAAGGGAUUGUUCCCAUUGGUUUCUCACUCACUUUCAUAUGGACCAUUAUCAAGGCCUAACAAGGUCUUUCUGUCACGGAACAAUUUAUUGCUCCUCUAUCACGGCUAAGCUUGUGAAUAUGAAGAUUGGGAUCCCAUGGGACAGAUUGCAAAUUUUACCCCUUAACCAAAAGAUCAAUAUUGCUGGUAUUGGUGUGACCUGCUUGGAUGCAAACCACUGUCCUGGUUCCAUAAUGAUACUUUUUGAACCAGCCAAUGGUAAGGCUAUUCUACAUACUGGGGAUUUUCGCUUUAGUCAGGAAAUGGCAAACAUAUCUCUUUUGCAAUCAUGCCCUAUCCAUACUCUUAUCCUUGACACUACUUACUGUAACCCCCAGUAUGACUUUCCAAAGCAAGAGGCUGUCAUACAGUUUGUCAUUGAUUGCAUUCAAGCCGAAGCUUUCAACCCUAAAACUCUUUUUCUGAUUGGUAGCUACACAAUUGGAAAGGAACGGCUGUUCUUGGAGGUUGCUCGUGUUCUACGCAAAAAGGUUUAUGUCAAUGCAGCAAAGCUGCGUAUUUUAAGAUGUUUGGGGUUACCCGAGGAGGAUAUGCAGUGGUUUACAUUGAAUGAACAGGAAAGCCACAUUCAUGUUGUUCCUAUGUGGACACUUGCGAGCUUCAAACGGCUGAAGCACAUAUCCAAUCAAUAUGUGGGUCGAUUCAGUCUUAUAGUGGCUUUCUCUCCUACUGGGUGGACGUUUGGCAAAGGAAAGAAGAAGUCUCCAGGGCGAAGGUGGCAGCAGGGGACCAUUAUAAGGUACGAAGUGCCAUACAGUGAGCAUUGCAGCUUUACAGAACUCAGAGAUUUUGUUAAGCUUGUUUCUCCUAUAAAUGUAAUACCAAGUGUAAACAAUGAAGGGGAAGAUUCUGCAAAUAUGAUGGUCUCCCUCCUGUUAUCUUGAUUUGUACACCACAGGCCUUGAGAGGGUUAAAAUUGUAAAGUAUGCUGUGAACUGUAUUGAAGGGA
Messenger RNA from Corylus avellana, 2281 nucleotides. Its product is annotated as sterile alpha motif (SAM) domain-containing protein. The record is from RefSeq and is a predicted model, not a curated record. Gene Ontology annotation, biological process: interstrand cross-link repair; double-strand break repair via nonhomologous end joining. Gene Ontology annotation, molecular function: 5'-3' DNA exonuclease activity; protein binding; damaged DNA binding. NCBI's taxonomy places the organism in Eukaryota, Viridiplantae, Streptophyta, Magnoliopsida, Fagales, Betulaceae.